This is a messenger RNA of Seriola dumerili (greater amberjack), 2086 nucleotides long. RefSeq lists its product as uncharacterized. Bases 1 to 1953 code for a protein of 650 amino acids. Gene Ontology annotation, biological process: negative regulation of DNA-templated transcription. Lineage: Eukaryota; Metazoa; Chordata; Actinopteri; Carangiformes; Carangidae. The transcript is spliced from 5 exons. The record is from RefSeq and is a predicted model, not a curated record.
AUGGAAGAGAACCAGCCCGGGGAGCCCGUGGACCUCCGGUGUGCCGAGCAGGCUGAGCUGCUCUCAUUAAUAAUAAGCGGAGAGGAGGAAGCGACGCAAGAGGAGAGUGACCUGGGAGAAGAGGACGGUCUUGCCAAUGGCCAUGGUGGAGGUGAGGAGGAGGAAUCGGGGGCUGGUAUGGUCACACCUGUCACAUCUCCAGGCACCACCUACUGGAGCAUCACAGAGGGCCCUGACCACCCACUCCUCCUUUCCCCAGUCCCUGGGCCCUCUGGACGAAAACCCAGGGUCCAGAGAGCCUCGCGUCCAGGCCUCAGCCGGAUCCCGGGUCGGGACCACCGCCGCUACUACCACGAGUACUGGCGCAGCGAGUACCUGAUGGACUUUGACCCCCAGCGGCACGGGAUGAUCUGCAUGGUGUGCGGCAGCUCGCUGGCCACGCUGAAGCUCAGCACCAUAAAGAGGCACAUCAGACAGAAGCACCCAGACUCCCUGCUGUGGAGCGCCGCCGACAAGGAGGUGAUCCGCUCGGGCUGGGAGAACCACCUGAGCCUGGGGGGAGGUCAUAGGUCGUACAGCUCUGCUGCUGGACCUUCACCUCAGGAGGAAGAGGAGCAGCUGGACUCAGGCCAACAUGCUGCUGCAGAACCCCUUGACUCUGUGACACCCCAAGAGCAGCCACAACAGCCCCUCAGUCUGUCGCCCCAGUCUGAGGAGGUCGAGGCCCCGCAGCCUCAGGAGGAGGAGGAGGAGGAGGGGCAGGAUCUCCCUGGACCGUCAGCUCGGACCCUGGAGCGCUACCUGAACGACUCGCUGCACGCCUGGUUCCGCCAGGAGUUCCUGAUGGAGUACGAGGCGGAGGCGGGCCGGCUGCUGUGCAUGGUGUGUGGAGGAGAACUGCCCUCACUUCACCUGGACCACAUCAAGAGCCACGUGCUGGACACCCACCCAAACUCCUUGGUCUACAGCUCCGAGGAGAAGCACUGCAUCCUGCAGGCCUGGGCUCAGACUCAUGAAGAGUCAGAAAACUCAAUCAAAUCAGAGCCCAGCACCAAAGAUGGCGGGGUGGACCUCUUUGCUCAGGAUGUGGAGGCCAUCCAGAUCAACACGGACUUGUACCCAGAAGGCGAUGGCACUUUAACUCAGGACACUCGUCUUAUUGGUGAGGACGGUGGCGUCGGAGCUCCGCAGCAGGGACCCCAGCCCCUCCGCCAGCCGAAGAAGCGGCGGCUGCGCGGGGGCGACCCGUGGCGGCUCCGCCUCGACUACCUGGUGGCCUACGGGCCUCAGGGCCAGGACACGUUCUGCAUGGUGUGCUCUCAGGUCCUGCACGAAACCAAGGUCAGCAGCUUCCGCCGCCACAUCCAGGAAUGUCACCCUGACACCACGACCCUGAGCCGGCAGGAAAGAGAAGCCAUGGCUGCUGCCUGGACCAAAGAUUAUUCUGGAGGAGGGAUGCAGGGUCAAGAUGAGGCGACCACAGGAGAGACGAAUGAGGAUGCCUCCCAUGAUGUCAUGACGCCCAGUAAAAUGGUGAAGAGGGAGGAGGGUGUGAGCGGGCGGAAGGGUAAAGCACGGGAUAGCGCCACCACAGCAACAGCCACGGCCACGGCCACGCCCUCUCGUCACGGCCAUUACCCCGGGAAGGACCAGAGGAGAAACUACCAGGUGCGCUGGCGGAUGGAGUACCUGAUGGACUACGACUGCAGGAGGCACGGGCUGAUCUGCAUCGUGUGCGGAGCCACUCUGGCCACGCUGAAGGUCAGCACCAUCAAGAGGCACAUCCAGCAGGUGCACCCCCACUCCCUGGACUACAGCCCGGAGGAGAAGCAGCAGGCCUUGCUGAGCUACAACCAGACCGCCUUGCACUUCAUCCACUCUGACGACUGCUUCUCCUCCCAGGACCACGGACACACAGAGUUGGCUCCCAGUCCAGCACAGUUUGGCACUUAGAAAGGGCUUCAGUCCUCACGUGGCCCGUGUUCAGAGACAGCCCUCCACUUUCUCUCUUAAAGGGAAAUUCAGAUCAAACAUGGUCUUACUCUCCUCUUCCUGCUCCUCCCCCUCUUUGACUUCCUUAAUCUCU